CCGCCUCCGUCCCGGCUGCGGCCCCUGCCGGUUACAUAACUCGUUUCGGGCUCCGCGCGGCCGCACUUCUUGGCUGCCUGCGACUCCAGGAUGCUCUGAGCCCCACGACGGCGUCCGCUGCCGCCGGCUCCCGUCCGAGGUUAGCAUGAGGAGGAGGUAGCGUGCGGUGACAGUGCCCGGUGGGCUGGUGAGGGGGAGCGGCUGCCCUCCUGACGCCGCCUCCCUCCCUGCAGGUGUGAAUGACAGAGGUGGUGCCGUCCAGCGCCCUCAGCGAGGUCAGCCUACGCCUCCUCUGCCACGAUGACAUAGACACCGUGAAGCAUUUGUGCGGCGACUGGUUCCCCAUCGAGUACCCAGACUCAUGGUAUCGUGAUAUCACCUCCAACAAGAAGUUCUUUUCCCUCGCCGCAACCUACAGGGGUGCCAUCGUGGGAAUGAUAGUAGCUGAAAUAAAAAGUAGGACCAAGAUACACAAGGAAGACGGAGAUAUUCUAGCCUCCAACUUCUCUGUUGACACGCAGGUUGCGUACAUUCUAAGUCUGGGAGUAGUGAAGGAGUUCAGGAAGCACGGCAUCGGAUCUACCGCCAGGCCCACAGCCUGCUCUGCAGCUUCCUGCCGUGGUCCGGCAUCUCCACCAAGGGUGGCAUUGAGUAUAGCCGGACCAUGUGACACCAGCCGGCCAGCCGCCAUCAAGCCCCACCCUUUGGCACCCUGUAGAACCCGCCUUCCUGGCCAUCUGACUUCUGUUGUCUGCGAAGUUGCUGGUCGCCCCUUGCCUGGCCUGUCGGCCUGCCGCAGCUGCAGGCCCGGUGCUAUGUGGGCUUGGAGCAGAGCGUCGCAGGGCACACCUGGUCUGACAGAUUUUACAGAGAUGAUGAGAGCCUUGGGAUACCCUCGCCAUAUCUCUAUGGAAAACUUCCGCACACCAAAUUUUGGACUUGUGUCUGAAGUGCUGCUUUGGCUUGUGAAACGGUAUGAACCUCAGACCGACAUCCCUUCCGAUGUUGAGACUGAACAAGACCGAGUUUUCUUCAUUAAGGCAAUUGCCCAGUUCCUGGCCACCAAGGCACAUAUAAAACUCAAUACUAAGAAGCUUUAUCAGGCAGAUGGGUAUGCAGUGAAAGAGCUUUUGAAGAUCACCUCUGUCCUUUAUAACGCCAUGAAGACCAAAGGGAUGGAGGGCUCUAAGAUAGGAGAGGAGGACAUCAGCAAAUUCAAGUUUGAUCUUGGCUCAAAGAUUGCAGAUUUGAAAGCAGCCAGGCAGCUUGCUUCUGAAAUCACCUCCAAAGGAGCAUCUCUGUAUGACCUGCUGGGCAAGGAGGUAGAGUUGAGGGAACUGAGAACAGAAGCAAUUGCCAGACCUCUGGAAAUAAAUGAGACAGAAAAAGUGAUGAGAAUUGCGAUAAAAGAUAUUUUGGCGCAGGUGCAGAAGACUAAAGAUCUGCUCAAUAACGUGGCCUCUGACGAAGCUAAUUUAGAAGCCAAAAUUGAGAAGAGGAAAUUAGAACUGGAACGAAAUCGGAAGCGGCUCCAGACUCUGCAGAGUGUCAGGCCAGCCUUUAUGGAUGAAUAUGAGAAGAUCGAGGAGGAGUUGCAAAAGCAGUAUGACAUUUAUCUAGAGAAAUUUCGAAAUCUGGCUUAUCUGGAACAGCAGCUUGAGGACCAUCAUAGGAUGGAGCAAGAGAGGUUUGAGGAAGCUGAAAACACUCUGCGCCUGAUGCAGAACAAGCUGAAGGAGGAAGAGAAGCGCCUGCUCCGGAGUGGAAGUCAGCCAGGAGAGCCUGAAGCGGCCCUAAGUGAUAAGUCUGCAUGGAGUUUAUCCCCUCCUGAGAGGCCCGGUACAGGUAAUGAUGACUCAGACAUUGACAUCCAGGAAGAUGACGAAUCUGACAGUGAAUUGGAGGAGAGGCAGCUGUCCAAGCCGCGGACGGCCAUGGAGGUGCUCAUGCAAGGAAGACCCGGCAAACGCAUCGUGGGCACAAUGCAGGGCGGAGACUCUGAUGACGACAUGGAAGCAGCACCAGCUCUCUUAGGUAAAUGCAAGAAUUCCAGCUCCAAGAAGCAGGAGGAUUCUGAGGACAGUGAGAUUGACAUGGAGGGUGAUGAAGAAGACGACGAUUUGGAAGAUGAGAGUGUUGCUCUCUCGCCAGCUAAGCCCAGUCGAAGAGUCCGGAAGCCUGAGCCCCUGGAUGAGAGCGACAAUGACUUCUGACCCUCUUGCCCAAGGGACCAGACUGAUUAAAUCCCUCAGAUCUAUAUAGGUAAACAGGAAGUUGGAAGGUUAGGAAGGAAACCUAUUUUGUUCACUAAACUAGUUGGACUCAGUAAUGAAGCAACACCUAGUUGUUCUUUAGCCUCCUCUGUGUUAUUCCACAGAGCUUCAAUAAGAACUGAAGUAAGCCCCGAAGAGAAUGUGUUUUUUUGCCUUAUUUAUGUCCUGAAACUUGGGGAAUGCAUGUGUUCUUAGAGAUGCACAUGCACGGGACAAACACCCAAGGAGAAAUAAGGGUUGGCACCGUCAGGUCUUGGCUGUUGUUGUUGUGAUGUGUUUGCCUCUCAGAGUUGGGGGGACUGACGUGGGGCUGGGCACCAGGACUCAGUUUAGGAAUUGUGGGGGAGCGUACAGUUUUGGACAUUUACUGUAUAUCGGCUUUUAAUUCUAGCUUUUAUUUAGUUGUCUUAUUUUCUUCUGUAUGUUCACAAUACCAAGCUUGUUCUGAAUGAAAGUUAGCUAAGUCAGAUGAAAACCCACUUUCGUUAAAGAUCAGAUAACAGAGAGAUGCUCCAGAAUAUAAAUGCUCCAUUUUCUCUCAGAAGGUUGACAUUCCUCCUUAGGAAAGCAAAUUAAAGAAGAAAUGUUGGUACACGCUUGUGUUUCUGACUCUAAAAAGAUGAACCAGAAUGCAUUAGGUUGAGUAGCACUAGAAUAAUUACCCUGAUGUGAAAUGAGAAGUAACAGGUGGAGUUGUUUUGUUUUUCUGAUAUGGAAAACAGAGCAGUUUUCAUUUAUUUUUCACUUAUAAAGUUAGAAGACUUCUGAAGUUACUUGGCUCAUAAUAAAUGUAUUUAAUUCCUUGUUUUUAUAUCAUUAAAUAAGUUUUACUUGAAAGUUUAAUUACGUUCUUUAUUUGCACUUAUAACAAAUACUUGGGAGACGUUUAUAGGUUACUAUGGUACAUGUAAAUUUUUAAGAUAUGACGUGAUAAUUAUUUCUAUCUUUGCUUUUUUCUUUGCCUUUUCCUAAUUCCUACAUAAGAGAUUACCCCCUUUUUUAAACAUUGAGCAUUCAACUAAUUCACUAGCGAUUUGAGAUAUGCCAUUGUUGAAAUGAUGACGUAAAAGGGAAAUGGGAGUGUCAGGAGCCAUGUCAACCCCCUCAGGUGCCGUGGCUUCUAAGGUGCAAAAGUCACUGCGUCUUCUUGGAUGUUCUAGUUUUGGUGUCCCUGAGUCUGACCUGCCUUAUAUUUAAAAAAAUAAUAAUAAAUUUCCAUUUUCUUUAUGGGAUGCUUUCUUCUAGGGGGCAUUACCACAGGAGUGUGGCCCGCGCCGCAGGUAACCCCUCCACAGACAGAGGCAUCCCUUAGUUACCUGUUGGGCAGUCUCACCAUGGAAUGGCACUUCCUUAGAGCAGCUUCUGUCAGCCAAGGAGCCUCAAGCACCUGAUCGUAGUUACGAACAUCUGUCUGUCACUACUGUGACAGACCCCGCAGUCAGGUGUGUGCAAGUGCCUUUUGACCUUGUGCCAUUGGUUUUGGCCAAGCAUCAGAGCUGACUCGUGCCCCAGAGAAGACUGUGUGACUAGGUCAGUGAAAAACCAGUCGUUAGAUCAUUGUCGACAGUUGUUACUGUCUUAAACUGUGUGAUUAAAGGACCUCCUAAAAUGCUUUACAACAUGAAUAUUGACAGAAAAUGUAAAGAGAUUUUUUAAGUCCUUAAUUUUUAUUGGUGGCAGCCAUGAGAACAGAGUCCAAGGACUUGCAGUGGGGAGUCCGAGGAACUGUCUCCCUUUUAGCCGGGACGGGAAGAAGACCUGCAAGCGCUCUUUCGUUAGCAUUUUAAACUAUACUUUCAGUGUCACCCGUCUGAAAGGAAGCGGAGUCCCUUGAUGACAGCAGCUCACUGCAUAAGUAUCCCUGCUGUUGGAUUGGCCCAGGGGACUCUUAGGUGCUGGAACCGGGCCUGGCAGCCUUGGAAGAGAACUGAAACUGGCCAGAGCAGAAGCCCUUCCUGGAGCCGGGAGGACAGAGCGCUCAUCAGGGAAACAUGUCACUGACGGGAAACCCGUGGGUCUGAGACACAGGGUUCUCACUUGACACCUCUGUUGGGCAAUCUGGAAAGGAUUAAGCAAGAGUAACAUAGAAAAUUAAGUUUUUAAAUGAUGCACUGUUAAUUCUAAAAAGAAUAAAUUAUAUAGGAGA
Molecule: messenger RNA, 4419 nt
Organism: Mirounga angustirostris (Northern elephant seal)
Lineage: Eukaryota; Metazoa; Chordata; Mammalia; Carnivora; Phocidae
Product: clusterin-associated protein 1
Exons: 18
Coding region: 240-2213 (657 amino acids)
Biological process (GO): cilium assembly
Cellular component (GO): intraciliary transport particle B; cilium; centrosome
Molecular function (GO): acyltransferase activity, transferring groups other than amino-acyl groups
Source: RefSeq, a predicted model, not a curated record